GCUACUACUUCCUACUUUUUAAGGGGUCCUCAGUUUUCUUCCGUAACAAAGCAAUCGCCAAAAUGUCGGGGGAGGUGUAUAUUCUGUGGCUUCUUUCUCUCAUACAAACGCUUUCGGCCUAUGGAGCCGACCUGUCCUCAGAGGCAUGCAGGGAGCUGGGCUUCUCCAGCAACCUCCUGUGCAGCUCCUGUGACCUGCUGGGAGAGUUCAGCCUGGGCCAGAUCCAGCCUGUCUGUAGACAGUGCUGCCAGCAGGAGGCCCAGAUGGAGUCCAGGAAGCUCUACCCUGGGGCCAUCCUGGAAGUGUGUGGAUGAAAGUUGGGGAGGUUCCCUCAAGUCCAAGCUUUUGUCAGGUCUGACAAGCCGAAGAUGUUCAAGGGUCUUCAAAUUAAGUAUGUGAGAGGCGCAGACCCUAUACUAAAGCUGCUGGACGAUAACGGGAACAUCGCUGAAGAACUCAGCAUCCUCAAGUGGAACACGGAUAGCGUGGAGGAAUUCCUGAGCGAGAAGUUGGAAGUAUAUAAUACUGAUUCAUAGUGCGUCAUAACCUUUUUCCCUGCUACAAAUCUGUACACCAUUUGGAUUUGAUUUUCUAAUUGUAUGUUGAAGUACUGAACUGUUAAAAAAAAUGUUUUUUUUUACCUGAAAAUCAAUCUGUAGUUUUUCCUAAUUACAUUUUGUGCCAGGAUGUAAAACUUCUGUUUUGUAGAUUUGUGAACAUAUCAAAAUACUUAAACUUACAUGCAAAAUACCUGCUGUUAACUUUUAAAUGAUUGGAAUGAAUUAUCCAAAGAGAGUGUAAAGAUUUUCAGUGCUUGUUACAUUUUAUUUUUGAAUGUUUUUUUUCCUCCUCCCGUCUGUCAGUUGUCCCUGUGUAGUUCUUUAAAUAUUGCUAAUGGUGUCAGCAGGAGGAUCUUAGGGUGGGGGACCUAAGUGUCUCACCUCAUGAGAAUGUUCUGGGGAGGCACACAUUAAUGAAGGCCUCACAGUAAACCACAGUUUGGGAUGUGAGACCUGAUGGCCCUGUGUGUCUCUCUGGGCGUCUUGCUGUGGAGAGGGACUGGAUUCCCCAGUGUGUGAAUGAGUAUGGGGAGGAGGAAAAACGCUGCAAUUAAUAAAAUGUCUUUCACGGUA
Oncorhynchus nerka (sockeye salmon) is the source of this 1133-nucleotide messenger RNA. It is a transcript of the gene selenof, whose product is annotated as selenoprotein F. The record is from RefSeq and is a predicted model, not a curated record. NCBI's taxonomy places the organism in Eukaryota, Metazoa, Chordata, Actinopteri, Salmoniformes, Salmonidae. Gene Ontology annotation, molecular function: oxidoreductase activity. The transcript is spliced from 5 exons. Gene Ontology annotation, cellular component: endoplasmic reticulum lumen.